CUUUACCACAUAAUCUCCCGCAAAAAAUGGAGAAAGAGUACCACAGCAUAAAAGUAUGGAAUUACGAGAUCAAGUUUCCCUUCGAAAGAUAUGACAUCCAGAGGGACUACAUGCUCAGAGUUAUCAAAGCAUGCAAGAAAAGAGAAAACGCAUUACUAGAGAGUCCUACAGGAACAGGAAAAACUCUGUGCCUCCUUUGAGCCUCUUUGGCAUGGCUAGAGGAAGCUAAGACUGAAAGACAAGAUCCUAGUUCCUUUGAGAAAUGUCUUUCAAGACCUAAGAUAAUUUACUGCUCAAGGACUCAUUCUCAGCUUGCCCAAGUCAUGGAUGAGCUGAAGGCAACUCCUUAUAGACCAAGGACAGCUCUGGUAGCCUCCAGAGAUCACAUGUGUAUUCAUAAUGAAAUCUCUAAAGCUAGCGGAAUGAGUCUGAAUAUCGCUUGUAAUGAAGCAAUCCGAGGUGGAUUCAAUGGCAUCCGUUGUCAUUAUAAAGAAGGAAUUGAGAGACAAUUGAAGGUAGAGCAAUUUAAAGACACCUGGGGUAUCCAAGACAUAGAAGAUCUCCAUGAAUUUGGCAAAGCCAAAUAAUGUAUGUCCUUAUUUCCUCAACAAAGAGAGAGCAAUGAAGGCAGACCUGAUAUUAAUGCCCUAUAAUUACCUCAUCGAUGAGAAAAUUAGAGAGAAUUUCGACAUUGACUACAAAAAUGCCAUUUUGAUUAUCGAUGAAGCCCAUAAUGUUGGUGGAGUUUGUGAAGAAGUAGCCAGUCUCGACAUCAGUGAAAUUAAACUAGAUAGUAUAAUCAAAGAGAUAUCUUCACUCAAAAAGGCAAUUCAAAACAAAAGUGAAUUUGGCAAGACCUAUAUGAAGGAUGAUCAAGCUGAUAUUACCACAACAGAGGCUGAGUGCAUCCAACUUCAAGGUAUGGUUGAAACUAUGCUCAAAAAUAUCAAACAAAGAAAAGUAUCACCAACCAACUGGCCCACUUUUCAGAAAAGAGAUGGAUUUCUAGUGUCCAAAUUUGAAAAUAUCUUCAAAGUACUGGCAGAUAUAUCAAGGGAUAAGAGCCAGACUAGCUUGGAUAGCUAUAAAGGACAAACUCGGAACAUUAGAGCUCCUGUAAAAACAAAGGUAGUCCCUCAAUAUGAAGAAGAGGAUAAAAAUGAAAAUACAUCUCCUAAAAGACAGUUGCCAAGUUUCCUUCAAUCUGCCAGAUCAAACAAAAUUAAAGAAGAGAGUAUUGCUGAUGACUUAGAAUCUUACGGGAGAAACUCUGCACUCAACGAGGUAAAUUCCGAGAAUAUCACCGCAUGGACUAACAUCCUAAGGGAUGCGGUUAAGGACCUUACCAAACUCAUAAAGAAAGAGAAUAAUAAAGUUCUUCACAUCGAAGAUCUCUCUCAAGCUUUUGGAAACAUCAGGCGGAUAAAUGAUAAAAUGAACCCUGAAUUUACUUUACAAUCUCAGAAUGAUUCCCAAGAAGAGGAAAAGAGAGAAGAGGAGCCUCGCUUCAGUAGGCCAACUCUUGGAGAAAUAGUCAACAAGAUCAAGCCAGAAAAAGAAGAUAAUGAGAGUAUCAAAGAUGAUUUCUAUAUUUGAAUCACUGAAAACAGACAGAAGAAGAUGGUAUCCUACAACCUUGGAUUAUGGUGAUUCAAUCCAGGGUUUUGCUUCAAGCAGAUCAAGAAGUUAGGUGUUCGGUCUAUCAUAUUAACAUCAGGGACGCUCUCUCCAAUGCAGUCAUUUGCAGAGGAGCUUCAGACUACUUUUGAGAUUCAACUUGAGAACUCCCAUGUUAUCCAGCCUAGCCAAGUCUGUAUGGGUGUAUUGCCUAAAGGAGUGGAAGGAAACAAUUUUACUUUCACUUAUCAAACAAGAAAUGACGAUAAUAUGAUAGAUGAUCUUGGUCAUUCUAUCUGUAAAGUGGCUGAAAAGUCCCCUGACGGCAUGCUUAUCUUCUUCCCUUCCUACUUCUUGAUGGACAAGUGCUAUAAUAACUGGGAUAGUUCUGGCAUUCUUGACAAGUUGGAAAAGUAUAAAUCUGUUUAUAAGGAGCCUAAGAGAAGUUCUCAGUUUAAAAGCGUCAGAAGAAAUUUUGAGUCUGAUAUUGAUAACGGGCUUGGUGCAGUCCUCUUCGGUGUGUGAAGAGGGAAAGUCUCUGAAGGUCUUGACUUUUCAGACAAAGCUGCUAGGUGAGUCAUUAUUAUCGGAAUGCCAUUUGCUCAGUUUAAAGAUCCUAAAGUUGUACUGAAGAAAGAAUAUCUUGAGCAUAAAUAUUCUCAAGGAAAAUCUCACAUUAGUGGCCGAGACUGGUACAACCAAGAAUGCUCUAGAGCAGUAAAUCAAGCUAUUGGAAGAGUCAUCAGACAUAUCAAUGACUAUGGACUUAUUCUCCUUGUUGAUAGGAGGUAUGGAAAUUAUAAGGCUAAGCAAGAGAGAUCAAAGUGGCUCAGAGACCGUCAAGUUGUCUUUGAAGAUUUUGAAGAGGCAUUUCAGACAAUUGAUUCCUUCUUCGAGAAGAUGGGAGAACUCAAACUACCUCCAAAGAGCAUUAAGAAAGUCAAAAUGUUUGAUUCUGAAGAAGAGUCUAAGGAAAGCAGUCCCAUGAAUCGAUCAGUGAACUCUGAUGAGCCUCCUAAACACAAUUUUGGAGGAUUUAAGGGAUUUCACACUUGGAAGAAUCAAAAGGAUCCUAAGAGGCAUCCCAAUAAACAAGUCACUCGAGCUCCAGCUAAGGCAACUAACCGGAUAGCAGCAUUGAUAAAUAAAUCAAAUGCUAUCAACCAAGCUAAGAGAGAGUCUCGAGAGCAACAAGAGAAGGAAAAUGCUCAAAAACAACAGAAUCUUAGCUUAGAAAAACUGAAUAUGAAGAAUUCAACAAAAGUGAUUACUCCAAGCCCUGCUCAAGCUCCUCCUUCUCAUAAAGUGAAGAGUAAUUUGGCCUCAAUUCUCAAGCCUGUUGUAAAAUCUAUGCCUCCAAAGGCGAAACCUCAGAGCAGAUAUGGCCUGAAAAGCCAUUUUAAUCGGAAAAAGGCCUCAAAUGCCAGCGAAAAUGAAAGUGGCAAGAAGCUUUUACUAAGAGAUAUGAUCCAUGCUCACCAUAAAAAGGAGGAAUAAUCAAGUAUAUCACUUUUUCAAUUGUGGGGGAUUUGCAGGUAGCAAUAGCUAUCAAGGCAGCGUUUAGGUGUUUUAGUCACACUCUGUGGGAUAUGGUUAGUAAUCAUCUUAUAGAUAGCAACUCAGACUU
This is a messenger RNA of Moneuplotes crassus, 3244 nucleotides long. The record is from the annotation of a GenBank genome assembly. NCBI's taxonomy places the organism in Eukaryota, Ciliophora, Spirotrichea, Euplotida, Euplotidae.